AUGCUCAAAGCCGUCCGUGAAACAGGCGUGCGUGCCUCUGAAAGAAACGCCGCCAGUACUCGCGCGGCUCUUUCAGCUCUGACCUCAGCCCCGAUCGCUGGCACGAGCGCCACCUCCAUUGCAACGAGCACUUUGACUGUGACAUCCUCCACGGGUCGCCGUCAAGAAAUUGUCUGUGUUUCUGACUUUUGUGCGAACCUCGGUCUACCAACUACCUCGCGCCUCGCCCAAAAGCUGAGGCAACCACUGGAGCACCUGAAAUCCACCGAAUCAAACCCUGCGCCUCGUGCCAGCGGCGCCAGGAUUCUGACUUUUCAACACCCAUUUUUCAAAGUUGAUGAUCCAUACUACAAGCAGUUUUACAAAGAGUUUCCCAAGCACUUCCCGGCUCUCAACUUUGAUACUGACGAAGGCAGUCCUUUUAGCCGCUCUCGCCGAAAGCGCCGCAAAGCUUCGCUGAAGCACCGCAGUCUUCCAAAACCUGCAGAGGCAACUGGCUAUUGCGAAUGCUGCCGCCUCACCUAUCACAGUGGUCUACGAGCACAUCUCAAGGACUCCACUCACCUUGCCAACCUUGAAAACGAACGCAUGUGGGAACCAUGUACCGCCUGGCUUGACAUGUAUCACCCAAGCUUUGUUUUUCGGACGAGCCCGCCAAGUGAAACCUCGACCAUCGAGGCCCCGAGCCACAGCGACCAUCAAGAGACCUCUUCUCUAUUCCCAGAGAGGGAUGACGAUUUACCCAUGCCCACGUACCGUGAGCGCCUGCUUUCCCCUGAACGACCCCAGUCUCCCCCACCCACGGCCAUCGCUGACUCCAUUGCCGCCCAAGACAAGACCAAGCGGUCCGCUUCAGCGCACUCGGAUGAUCAGCUCGCGCCCAGGGCGUCCCAAGAAGCUCCAACGCAGCUCUCAAACACUCAAGUGAACAAGGAGCCCAUGGCACCAUCAAAAACCAUACCUACAUCGCCCUCUACAAGUGAACACUUGGACAAUGGGCCUUCACCUAUUCUCUCGGCAAGGUCUCCCUCACCCAACCCACCCCGCCGGAUCACCCGCCGCAUGUCUCUGCGCUCCGACUCUAGCAAGACGACGAACCAGCGGGGACGUCGGCACAGCUCGUCAGAAGUUGAGCUCAGCGUGCCCGUUGCCAUGGGCCUGCCAUUGCUGCCCACCGUUACCCCUGCACUGGGAUCGGACAAGACGAUAGAAGCGUGCGACCGCAAGCCGCCACCCCGACACAGCCAGCGCUCUCGGGCACGACACUCGCCUCUGAAGCAGGUGGAUGCGGAUGCGCUCGAGCUGGCCACAACGUGCAAGCAUGAACACCAUGAAGAUGGAGGUGAUGUGACCCACGACCUUAACACCCUGAAUGACGCUCACAACAACACCUCGCCAACGCCAAUCGUCCCAGCCAACCCAGUAAAAAAGCCCACUGUUGCACAAGAACCAGCAUCAGCAGCUCAACCCGGCGUGUCACCCGUGGAAGCGCAGUUGCACCAAGAGCAGGCGACGGAAAUCAUGCCCACGGCGACGACAGCUGAUCUCGAUGAGCCAACACCAAAGCGUUCAGAGGAAACCACACUUCACCGCCGCUUAACCAAGCCGCCUCCCAGUACUGGUGCUGAACAGAGCAACACGAAACUAGGCGAAGCUGCCCUGCCCAGUGUGCACACACAGCCCCCGUCGCCCGUCGACCCUGCGCAGGCGACGAUACAUCCAGUCGCGUGCCAAGCUACCAAUGAUGAGGGCCUCGUCGCCCUCCGACUGCGCUUCAUGACCGAGGUUCGGGUACGAUCGCGCAAGAUGUUCCAAAGAGCCCUUUAG
Messenger RNA from Monosiga brevicollis MX1, 1827 nucleotides. RefSeq lists its product as uncharacterized. Lineage: Eukaryota; Choanoflagellata; Craspedida; Salpingoecidae. The transcript is spliced from 7 exons. The record is from RefSeq and is a predicted model, not a curated record. Bases 1 to 1827 code for a protein of 608 amino acids.